AUGGGUUCUUUGAUCGACCUAAAUCUUUAUCCCGAUUCUCCUGUCAGAGACACACCCGACGUCACCGCCGGUAACCUCCGGGAAGCCACCACUUUCUUAACCCUAAACAUCCCUAAACUCGAACCUAAAGAAGAACCUCUCGACGAACCACCCCCGCCCCACCACCAUUCUGCAAACCCUAACAUUAAUUUCACACAUCCCGACACAUCACAACCUGUCCAGCAACCCGCCGGUGUUGCAAACGAUGUUUAUUCCGAAUUCAGCAGGAUUCAGGAGAUGUUCCGGACUGCCUUUUCUAAUAACACGGAGAAACCCGAUGCAGCUGGGUUCAUCGAUCCAGACGCACAAGCAAUUGUCCCGGUUCCCGAAGAGAACCAGCAUUCCGCCGUCGGAGAUUCAUCUCGUCGGAAGUCUCAACAGCGGUCAGGUGAAUUAGUCAGGGUUACAAACCUGGGAGUCGAAGACGAAAGGUAUUUCCGAGACGUGGUGAGAAAAACACGGAUGCUUUACGACUCUCUUAGGGUUUUCGUUACGAUGGAGGACGAAAAGCGUCGGAGUCAUCAAGUAUUCGGUCGUAUUCCCCGUGCAAGAGGCGAUUUGAAAGCUUCCUCGGUGAUGAAAGACCGUGGCCUAUGGUUGAAUCGUGAUAAAAGGAUCGUCGGAGCAAUUCCAGGUGUUUACAUCGGUGAUAUCUUCUUCUUCCGAAUGGAGCUCUGUGUUGUCGGAAUGCAUGGUCUACCUCAAGCAGGGAUUGAUUACCUAACCUCAAGUCAAAGCUCUAAUGGAGAUCCAAUCGCCACCAGUAUAAUCGUUUCAGGUGGGUAUGAAGACGACCAAGAUGCUGGGGAUGUUAUCAUCUACACAGGACACGGUGGGCAAGAUAAAUACUCCAGACAAGCCGAUCAUCAAAGAUUAGAAGGUGGAAAUCUCGCCAUGGAAAGAAGUAUGCAUUAUGGUAUCGAGGUACGCGUUGUUCGUGGGUUUCGAUACGAAGGAAGCCCAAGUGGGAAAGUGUAUGUCUAUGAUGGGUUAUACAAAGUCAUCGAUUCAUGGCUCGAAAUUGGAAAAUCCGGUUUUGGUGUAAUCAAAUUCAAGCUUAUAAGAAUGGAAAAUCAACCCGAAAUGGGGAGCGCGAUUCUCAAAUACGCCCAAGAUCUUAGAAACGGACAGAUUAAGCCUGUGGGAUAUGUCCACACAGACAUGUCAAUGAAGAAAGAGAAACUCCCAGUGUUACUCUUCAACGACAUUGACAACAACCACGACCCAAUGUUCUAUGAGUAUCUAUCCACAUCUGUUUUCCCUCCUUUUGUUUAUCAUCUUGGAGGGAAAGGCCAUGGGUGUAACUGUGUUUCUGGCUGCUUGGAUGAUUGUGUUUGUGCUGCGAAAAACGGUGGCGAGUUUGCUUACGAUCAGAACGGUUUACUCGUUAGAGGAAAACCGUUGAUUUUCGAAUGUGGGCCCCACUGUGGUUGUAGUGCCACGUGUCGGAAUCGCGUAAGCCAGAACGGGAUUAAAAACAGAUUUGAAGUGUUUAGGUCAAGGGAAACAGGGUGGGGAGUUAGAUCAUUGGAUUUGAUACAAGCGGGAUCUUUUAUCUGUGAAUACACGGGUGUAAUUCUCACAAGAGAACAAGCACAACUUUUUACAAUGAAUGGUGACAAUUUAGUUUAUCCGAAUAGGUUUGGGGAGAGAUGGGCAGAAUGGGGAGAUUUGGGACAAAUAUUUUCUGAUUAUACGCGUCCAUCGUAUCCAUCUGUGCCUCCACUUGAUUUUGCUAUGGAUGUUUCUAGAAUGAGGAAUGUUGCGUGUUACAUGAGCCAUAGUUCGUGUCCGAAUGUGUUGGUUCAAUUGGUGUUGUAUGAUCAUUCGAAUUUUGCUUUCCCUCAUCUUAUGUUGUUUGCUAUGGAGAAUAUUCCUCCUAUGAGGGAACUUAGUCUUGAUUAUGGAGAAGCUGAUGAAUGGACUGGGAAACUGGCCAUUUGUAACUAA
Lactuca saligna is the source of this 1989-nucleotide messenger RNA. NCBI's taxonomy places the organism in Eukaryota, Viridiplantae, Streptophyta, Magnoliopsida, Asterales, Asteraceae. The record is from the annotation of a GenBank genome assembly.